This is a messenger RNA of Brenthis ino (lesser marbled fritillary), 627 nucleotides long. The record is from the annotation of a GenBank genome assembly. NCBI's taxonomy places the organism in Eukaryota, Metazoa, Arthropoda, Insecta, Lepidoptera, Nymphalidae.
AUGAUAAAAAUGGGCGGACUGUUUAGUAAAUCCAAAAAACCUGUAAGUCGAGUGACAGAACAAGAUAAAGCAAUUCUGCAGUUAAAACAACAAAGAGAUAAAUUAAAACAAUAUCAGAAGAAAAUUGAGCUUAAUUUAGAAAAAGAUAGGCAACUAGCGAAAAAACUUUUAGCAGAGGAUAAACGAGACAGAGCGAAAUUACUUUUGAAGAAAAAAAGAUAUCAAGAAAAUCUCUUACAGAAUGCUGAUUUGCAAUUAGAAAAAUUAGAGCAACUCACACAUGAUUUAGAAUUUGUCCAAAUUGAAGUACAGGUUCUAGAUGGGUUGAAAACUGGUAAUACUGCUCUGAAAAAUAUCCAUGACAUUCUUAACAUUGAUGAGAUUGAAAAGAUAUUAGAUGAAACAAAGGAGGGUAUUGAGAAACAAAAAGAAAUAGACGACUUAAUAUCUGGUCAAUUGACCGUAGAAGAUGAUGAAGCAAUUGAAGCAGAGCUUGAAGCUAUAUUAGAUGUAAAGGAUCAAUUACCUGAUGUGCCUAAUGAUAAACUGCCAGAUUUGGUUGAAGAAAAGGAACCAGAGAGACCUCAAAGAACUAAAAUUAGUUCAAAGAAGAUUGCAGUUGAAGCU